Messenger RNA from Procambarus clarkii (red swamp crayfish), 960 nucleotides. RefSeq lists its product as uncharacterized. The record is from RefSeq and is a predicted model, not a curated record. NCBI's taxonomy places the organism in Eukaryota, Metazoa, Arthropoda, Malacostraca, Decapoda, Cambaridae.
AUGCUCCGAGUGUCCCAGAGAUACCCCGAGUAUACCAGAGAUACCCCGAGUGUACCAGAGAUACCCCGAGUGUCCCAGAGAUACCCCGAGUGUCCCAGAGAUGCCCGAGUGCCCCAGAGAUGCCCGAGUGUCCCAGAGAUGCCCGAGUGCCCCAGAGAUACCCCGAGUGUCCCAGAGAUGCCCCAGAUAUGCCCCGAGUGGUCCAGAGAUGCCCCGAGUGUCACAGAGAUGCCCCGAGUGUCCCAGAGAUCCCCCGAGUGCCCCAGAGAUGCCCCGAGUGCCCCAGAGAUACCCCGAGUGUCCCAGAGAUGCCCCGAGUGUCCCAGAGAUGCCCCGAGUGCCCCAGAGAUACCCCGAGUGUCCCAGAGAUGCCCCGAGUGCCCCAGAGAUGCCCCGAGUGUCCCAGAGAUGCCCCGAGUGCCCCAGAGAUACCCCGAGUGUCCCAGAGAUGCCCCAAGUGCCCCAGAGAUACCCCGAGUGCCCCAGAGAUACCCCGAGUGUCCCAGAGAUGUCCCGAGUGCCCCAGAGAUGCCCCGAGUGUCCCAGAGAUGCCCCGAGUGUCCCAGAGAUGCCCCGAGUGUCCCAGAGAUGCCCCGAGUGUCCCAGAGAUACCCCGAGUGCCCCAGAGAUACCCCGAGUGUCCCAGAGAUGUCCCGAGUGCCCCAGAGAUGCCCCGAGUGUCCCAGAGAUGCCCCGAGUGUCCCAGAGAUGCCCCGAGUGUCCCAGAGAUGCCCCGAGUGUCCCAGAGAUACCCCGAGUGCCCCAGAGAUGCCCCGAGUGUCCCAGAGAUGCCCCGAGUGUCCCAGAGAUGCCCCGAGUGUCCCAGAGAUGCCCCGAGUGUCCCAGAGAUACCCCGAGUGUCCCAGAGAUGCCCUGAGUGCCCCAGAGAUGAUGCCCCGAGUGCCCCAGAGAUGCCCCGAGUGCCCCAGAGAUGCCUCAAGUGUCCCAGAGAUGCCCUAA